Morus notabilis is the source of this 1306-nucleotide messenger RNA. RefSeq names its product OPA3-like protein. Gene Ontology annotation, biological process: regulation of lipid metabolic process. The record is from RefSeq and is a predicted model, not a curated record. The transcript has 4 exons. Gene Ontology annotation, cellular component: mitochondrion. Lineage: Eukaryota; Viridiplantae; Streptophyta; Magnoliopsida; Rosales; Moraceae. The coding region runs from base 299 to 808 and encodes 169 amino acids.
AAUUCCCUUAAACCUCUAAUCAAAUCAAACACCCCCAAUCCAAACAUGGCGUCUCCUUCCUCUGACCUGCUCCAUUUCCACGCGUUUCUGUCUUCUUCGCCAAGGAACUCAUUCACCCUCUGACCAAUGCGCAGUCAAAAGCCAAACAAUUCCUCACAUAUUUGCCCCAUUUCGAACUUUCAAAUGAACCAAACAGCGAGCGCUUGAUCUGCGUCAUUCUCGAUACCAAGAAAUCUUUUAUCUUUCGCUGAAAAAAAAAGAAGAAAAGAAACCCAUUGCUGGAUCUGAGUUGGUAGGCAUGGUACUGCCGCUCCUGAAGCUUGGGACUUUGGCCUUGAAGACUCUGAGCAAACCAGUUGCUAGUAGGCUCAAGAAACAAGCCGGUUUGCAUCCCAGAUUCCGCCAGUUUAUUGUCGACAUCGCUCAGAAAAACCACCAAAUCACCACACAAAUGCAAAGACGCAUCUAUGGCCACGCAACAGAUGUUGAAAUCCGUCCGUUGAAUGAGGAGAAAGCUGUACAGGCUGCUGUAGACCUUAUGGGUGAAGUAUUUGUUUUCUCUGUUGCAGGAAUUGCUCUGAUCUUUGAAGUGCAAAGAAGUUCUAGAUCAGAAGCCAGAAAGGAGGAAAUUCGCAGGAAAGAAUUGGAGAUGAUGAAGCAAAGAGACGAGGAGUUGUCAAGAGAAGUGCAGAGCCUUAGGCGCAAACUUGAAGAACUAGAAGAGCUCUCAAAGAAAAGAGGUCUUGGUGCUGUUUUCAAUUUCAAGCAUGCCUCUAUAGAAGCUGGAAAAUCAGCAGAACCAGCCUGAUCUAAUUACAAGAUUUACGAAACGAAUUAUAAACUCCGAUAUUAUUUUUGCUCUCUUAAUACAAUACUUGCCUCCAAGCCAUUCUUUUGACCUAGGGUCAUCAUUCAGAUUGAGUUUAUGCUUUUUCUUCCCACCCCACAUGUAGAUGAAUACUAUCUACGUUGAGGGUCUGUUUGGAUCGCGGGAAAAUAAAAUGAAAGCGGCCGAUAUUGUUGAACAAGGUAAACUCAAAUGUGGUUCCAAAUGGCCAGCCAUAGUUUACUUUCUAUACGCUUGUUCUUUUGUAUGAGCACAAUAGUGAUUACUGAAUACUCUUUAUAGCAUACAGAUCACUAUUGGCAUUUUACACGCCCUUGCAAAAGGGCUUCAAUGGUUUCAUGUGUGGCCAAAAGCUUUUCUGUGCUGACUCACUGGGAAUUUGAUUGCGAUGGCCAUACUGAUCUAGAUUUAUAAAGCAUAAAGUGCUGAUUUUUUUCAACGAAGUUCCUUUCGUCGUAC